CAUUUGAUGAAGAAAUCGAUCCAUCAAAAUUUUGCAUAUGCUCGGGUUCUGAUAUCAACAGUGUGUGUAGGAGAGGGAGGUGUGAGUGUAAACCUGGGUUUGCACCGGAUCAUAUGGGUAACUGUGAGAAAGUGCUGGGAAUGGAUUGCAAUCAUGACCUGGAUUGCGCAAGUUACGUAUAUGGCAGCCAUUGUGUCCUUGACGAGCCUUUUGGGACAGUGUGCAAAUGCAAACCUGGUUGGUAUGAGAGGAAUUUCGAGUGCUCACCUUGCCAUUGCCUUUGUGACGGUAACGGUAACUGCACCAACAGUGGAGAUGACAGGGCCUAUGUGUACUGCACGUGUGAGCCAGCAAGCCGAACAGCAGCGGCCAGUGAAGGGAAGAGAGACAACAUGGGUAAACGCUUCGUCCUGUCAUUCUUUGGAAACGCACUACUGUCGUCUUUCACUUGCACGGACGAUAAAAAAGAUGUGCGUUUGAUGUUAAAGAUGACAAGUUAUAGUGACACCCCUGCUGAUGUCCGAGUGUCCACCCCAUUGCACCCUGACUAUCCACCAGUAUCAGUCAGUGUCCAGAAAGGCAAAGAGACUACGGUGAGCAUGCCAAGAGCGCUUUUCAAGUCGAACGCGACCGGUUUUGCAACAGACAGCAUAUUAGUUGAAAGUUCCCGUGAUAUUGCAGUAUUUGGACUCGAAGAAGGACCCGGUUUCUCCGGCGGAUACCUUGCCCUUCCAGUUGAUGUAUUAGGCCAAGAAUACGUCGCCUUGUGCUCCAUUGACUCACGGCACAGUGAUGAUUAUUCCCAGCAUUCGGAAAUCAUCAUCAUUGCAGUGGAAAACGACACCAGGGUUCGAAUCACCAUGCCAAAGGUAGAGGGUGUUUUUGUAUUAUACAAUGGUAGCGAGUUCACAAGGCACCGUAUGCUGGAAAUCAGGCUGUCCAAGUAUGAAACAUUUCACAUUCACAGUAAGGCGUUCUCUUUAACUCAAACUUUUAUCAAUUCUGACAGGCCCAUUGCCGUGAUAAGCGGUGCCAGAGAACAGUAUGGCUCCACGAAAGAUAUCGUCCUAGAGAUGAUGCCGCCGAUGUCAGCAUGGGGAAGAAUGUACACCAUAUCACCAAGGCAUUCAGAGGACAGCAACAAUUGGACCUUGGUGAUUUUGUCCAGUCGCUCUGAACAGAGUUACGUCGUUGCACAAGGGAAUAAUCAACCAACUUUAUCAGAAACGCUCGAGAGGCAUGUUACGUACGAAACGUAUGCGCAGUCUCUUCUGACCAUUACUGCACUGGAACAUGACCCAAUCCUGGUUGGUGUCCAUACGUCUUGCAGGCAUCACUUCCAAGAUGGAACAACAACAGGGGGGCUAGAUACUGCAGUGGCAACCCCAUUUGAACAGACCCCCAAAAACGUCACCUUUGUCUCGGCUGGAUCGCGUUUAAACGGCGUCAGCAUGAUAUCAAUUUCCUAUUGCCUCAAAACUCUAAUGUUGGAUGGAGGGCAAGUGCACUGGAAUUCAGACCUGUCUAUUAGAACGCCCAUGCUACAACUGAACGCAACCACCGCAAAUGUUGAUAGAGGAACACAUUAUAUAAGUAAUGAUCAGCCACAGGAAGGAGUUCUAGUCUCUGUGUAUGGUUAUGGAGAUAACGUCGGGCAUGCUUUCCCUGCUGGGGCGUUGUAUACUAUAACGCAUCCAUGUCACCCAAGUAUCACAGUGGCCUGGGGAUUUAGUUGA
This is a messenger RNA of Lingula anatina, 1736 nucleotides long. RefSeq lists its product as uncharacterized. Lineage: Eukaryota; Metazoa; Brachiopoda; Lingulata; Lingulida; Lingulidae. The record is from RefSeq and is a predicted model, not a curated record.